Molecule: messenger RNA, 870 nt
Organism: Fusarium falciforme
Lineage: Eukaryota; Fungi; Ascomycota; Sordariomycetes; Hypocreales; Nectriaceae
Exons: 2
Coding region: 1-870 (289 amino acids)
Source: RefSeq, a predicted model, not a curated record
AUGUCUCCUGAAAAGACCUACCCGUUCAACCCCUCUACAGAUAUCCCCUCCCCUAACGGCAAGGUCAUCCUCAUCACCGGUGCAAACACUGGCCUCGGCAAAGCCACCGCCAUUGAGCUAUCGAAACACUCCCCGGAGCAUAUUUACUUGACUUCACGCAACUCAACCAAGGGAAAUACCGCGCUCAAUGAGGUCAAGAGCGUAGCCAGCGAGGGAACCAAACAUCAAGGCGGCCGCAAGGGACUUUCUAAAGCAACAAGACUUAACGCGGGUGUUAUGGGGGCUCCUCCUGUGCUCACCAAGGAUGGUUACGAAGCCUACAUGGGGACGAAUCACCUUGGACACGCACUGCUGUUCAAGCUCCUUCAACCCACCCUGCAAAAAACCGCAGCAACCGGGGCCGAUGUCCGUGUUAUCCAUCUCUCCUCCGCUGGGUUCCGGCAUGUAGGGCCAGCAGGCAUCGAGUUUGAAACACUCAAGUCGGCGACAAGUGAGACGUCGCUGCCACUACGUUAUGCACAGAGCAAGCUUGCCUGUCUCCUCUACGCAAGGGAAGCUGCAAAGCGCAUCCCCAACAUCAAAAACAUCGCCAUCAACCCUGGUGAAGUAGACACGGAGCUUUUUACUCGUGAGCCUGGAGAUGAUCACAUGAAGAUGCUGCAGACUGAGGUCGCGCCAAAGGUGGUCAUUCCCAUCUCGGAGGGUGUCAAGAACCACCUCUGGGCAACGACCUGUCCAGACAUUGAAAACGGCGAGUUCUAUGAGCCGGUUGGAAAGACUGGAGGACUCGAGGGGCAUGGGUUGGAUGAUGAGAUGGCGAGGAAGCUUUGGGAGUGGACAGAGGAACAGUUGAAGGACCAGAGCCUCUAG